CGCGGCAGAACGGAACGUUGGCUAGGCGCGCGCUCGCUCGUCGCUCAGUUGGCAACGCAAGAAGCAGGGGGGGCAGCGACGGAGGAGAAAGAGGAGGAGGAUUGGCAGAGCCACGCGAAAUCCUAAAAAAUUGAAACAAACGGUGAAAAACGGAAGAGAGGAAAUGAGAAAUUAGUGCAAAAAAUCAAUCGAUGCGAAACGAGAGCUGGAAUAAAGCCAAUUAAAUUAUUAAUUGUAUUAAUACAAAAACGCAGAGGGGAGAAAAAAAAGCAGCUAAAAUAUGUUUGGCUGCAUUUAUCAGCUGUGGGAUUGGUUGGAGGCGCCACCGCUGUUCACGGCCGGCACCAUGGACGCCAAGAAGUUGCAGCAGCUGCAGGAGGCAGCCGUGCUGGCGCAGCAGCAGAAGAAGCUGCCGCUGGCGUAUCAAACGAAUCUCGUGGACUACCGCACGGCCACACACUCGCCGGCGGCACUGUACCACCAGGCGCUGUAUCAGCAAUCUCCCACGGCCACCAGCUCCAGCGGCGGUGGGCCGCUCUCACCGAUAGAGCUGCAGCCGCAGUCGAAGCACCACAGUCUGCUGAAGCACGGCGGCCACGGCGGCGGCACUUCGAGCAGCUCCCACAGUUCGCCCUAUCAUCAGUCAUACACGAGCAGCGGCGGCACGGGGGAGCAGAUCUACCAGUCGCCCACGGAGCGCACCUACCUGGCGGCAGCGGGUCGACUGCAGGCCAGCAAUGCGAUGGCCGGCCACAAUCCCAUAUCGGCGCUGCAGGCGCAAUACCAGCAGCUGCACCAGGCCAAGAUGCACGCCCAGUUGGCCACCCAGAACGAGGCGGCGCAUCAGCAGCAGCGUACAUUUGCCAUGCGGCAGGCAAUUAAUCCACCAACGGGCCACUAUCACAUGAGUCAGUCACCCAGCAUGGUGUCCAACAUGACGACAAUGACACAGCAGCAGCAGCAGCAGCAGCAACAGCAACAGCAGCAGCAACAAUUGUUGCAACAGCAGCAGCGAGCGCCACCCUCCACGCUGAAUCUGCCGAAUCAAUAUCAGACGACGCAGGGACCGUUGAAGUUGCAGCAGCAGCAGCAGCAACAACAACCACCCAUGCCGAAGCAUUACCAGGAGCAGCUCUAUGCACAUCAGCAGCAGCAGUUGCAACAACAGCAGCUGCAACUGCAACAGCAACAUCGCCAUAAAGCAGAUCUGCAAACCCCUGGCAGCGAGCAUGGCACCGUCUACAUUCAACAGAAUCAUCCAGGACAUGUCGUGAAUCAAGCGUGCCAGACGCAAAUCUCCACAGUGAAGCCCAAGGCAACGCCCAGCUCCGAGGAGUCCUCGUCCGCAUCCACCAAGAGUCCCACCCAUGCGCCACUCGAUCGCAAGAAGAGCGCCGGCUCCAUUCAGGCACUCAAGUCGCCCAUUACCAAGCGGCCACCCACCACGCCCGUCACCCUGUCUGGGUGGCUGCACAAGCAGGGCUCCGAUGGCCUCAAGGUGUGGCGCAAGCGUUGGUUUGUCCUCGCCGAGUACUGCAUGUACUACUACAAGGGACCCGAGGAGGAGAAGCUGCUGGGCUCUGUGCUGCUGCCGUCGUAUCGGGUGUCUGCCUGCCUGCCGGAGGACAAGAUCUACCGCAAGUUUGCCUUCAAGUGCGAGCACCAGAAUAUGCGCACCUACUGGCUGGCGGCGGAGAGUGCCGAUGCCAUGAUGCAGUGGGUGAGGGCUCUGGCGGCGGCCAGUCUGAUGCAGGCGCCCAGCAGCGGUGAGUCCGAGCCGAGUGUGAGCUCUUCGCUGAAUCACAGUGGCGAGAACUCGGACUCGGGCAUACACACGCUGCAGUCGCAGCCCAGCAAGGGACAGCCAACGCCAUCGUCGGACAAUGCAGGCAGCACGGGAGGAGGAGGCGGUCAGCCGUUGUAUGCCAAUGCGCCGCCCAAGCCGCGGCGCACCAAUGAUGGUGGGUACUCCUCCCCGUCGCCGGAGCACAACGAACAGCCGCAGCAGCAACAGCAACAGUCGCAGUCGCAGUCGCAAUCUAGUCGCCGCUUGAUGUCGCCCACGCAGCAGCUUUACCAGCAGCAGCAGCAGCAGCAAAGAUCUCAGCAGCAGCAGUCUCAGCCGCAGCAGCAUCAUGCCAUCUAUGACACACGAACAGGACACGUUUCAUCCGCCCUGCAGCUGCAGCAGGCACAGCAGCAGUACAAUUUGGAUCAUCUGGAGGCGCAGUUCCAGCAGCAGCAGCUGGACAUGGAGGAGCAGAUUGUGCGGCUGCAGCAGCAGCGUGCCGCCGAGGAGAUCUACGGCGAGCGAGAGAUGUACAUGGCAAAGCUGAUACAGCAGCGGUCCGCCAGCGGUGGUGGCUAUCCCACCCAGCAGCAGCUGCUCCAAGCUGAGCGACGCACUCCGGAUGCUUAUGGCAGAUCCAAGCAGCAGCGUCUGUUUGCUGCGGCAGCCGCUGCCGCGGACUAUGAGGACAUCUACAACAUGUCGCAGCUGGGAGGAGUCGUGGCAGGAGCCGUGCCCAUGUCCGCACAGGAGGCGCUGCUGCAGGAGGCGGCCAGCUACCGGCGGCCACUCAGUCCGCCCAGCUACGAUGGCAGCAAACAUUUGCCAGCCAUGCCCCAGCGCUACACGCCCAAUCACUUGGAGGCCCAUGCUGAUCAGCUAAUCAAUACCAUGGACCUGCGUGCCCGCUCCGCAGCGGCCAUUGUGCGUCCCCAUUCGGCGGACUUUCUGGAGUACGAGGCGCGUGCCGAGGCCGCUGCAGCUGAGGCUGCCGCAGCGGUGGCCCAGAGCAAACACGAGAGCGGACGUGCGCCGCGACCCAAGUCCAGCUUGGACAUUAAUCGCACACCGGACAGCUUCUACUACUCGGAGGCCAGCUAUGCGGAGAAGAUGCGCAAGAGUGCGCUCUAUCUGCAGAGCGGCGGAGGCGCUGGAGCGGCACAGCCACAGCAGGCGGGCAGCUACCGCACCGCUGGCGGGGACUUUGGCUCCGGCGUGAACACCAUUGGCUACGAGAAUCCCUACGAGCGAGCGUACAAGCGGCAGGAACUGCUGGCCGAGGCACAGGCCCAGGGUGGCGUUGCCAGCAGCAUGCCACGCAUGAGUCGCUCGGCCAGCCAGGGUGCGGGCUGCGGUUCCGUGGCACGUUCCGCCUCUGCACAGCAGCACCAGCACCAGCAUCAGCAUCAGCACCAGCUGCAGCAGCAACAUUCGGAGGAUCUGCCGCCACUCAAUGUGCAUCCGGGCUCCAUUUUCCCGCCCUCGAUGUCCACGCAGGAGAUCAUCUGCAAGAACGAGCAAUUCCUGCGCUCGGCCAGUGCCCGGCUGCCCAAGCGCAGCGGCGGCAUGGACGAUGACUAUUCUGCGGGCAACUCAACCACAACAUCGCCCACCUCCGGCGCCGUGCCCUCGCCGCAGCAUGCCCAGGAUGGGGAGCGCAAGCGGGAGGAGUCCAUGAAGCGGCUGCUGGAGUGGAAGCAGCGCAUGCUGCAGUCGCCGCUCACCCGCAAGGGCGUGCAGCAGGGCGGCAGCAACAUGUCCGCCAUGUCCAAGCUGGGCAGCAAUCCAAACAUUCUGCUCUCCUCCACGGCAGUGGCCAGUGGUGCACGCUAUGCCCCCCAGUCGGGCAAGCCGGCAAUCCAUGUGAGCGCGGCGACUCCCGUCGUUGCGGGCAUACAGCGUUCCCGCUCGGAGACGCAGGCAAAUGUGGGACCUGCUGGAGUCUACGCCAGCUACUCGUCGGAUGAUGAAGAUGGGACUGUGGAUGAUACAGGGUAUCAUGGUGGCGCGGCAGGAAGGUCUACAACAGAAACAACAACAAUUAAUAAUGAAAAAACAACAACAACAAUGACAGGAAACACUACAACAACAACAACAACAACAACAACAACAACAGCAAGCAAUAAUGUAGCAUUAGAAACAAUAGAAAGACUUGGCAGUAGCAACAAUUUAACACCAACAGCAGAAAAUACAACAACAACAACAGUUACACCAACAACACCAACAAUCAAUACAAAAUUCCAACUAAAACCGAUACUAAAAGUGCACGAGGCCAGCAGCAGGCCCAUUAUUCAGGUGCAGCCAAAACGGCCCGAGGAGAGGCCAAAACUGAAAUUGCAAUUGCCAGCGGCGGACAUGGUUGAGGAUGGGGAGCAGCCUGUGCCCAUUUUGCCAAAGAAAACAGCACCCAAGUCGCCGCAGAAUGCCAAUUAUGUGCCCGUAUACAACAAUAAGCUGGUCAGCAGCGGCAACUAUGAAAACAUGGAAUUUGGCAAGCCAAAACAGCAGAGCUCAGGCCCACAGUCCAGUAUGGCGAUUAAUGAUCCCGAGGAGACACCCAUGUUGAUGCAGCUAAAGCUGUUUAAGGAGCAGCAACAAGAGGCAGCCACACAAAGGCAGGAGCAGGAGCUGCAGCAGGACGAGAACGAUUUAACGCCAACGGCAGAAAGCAGGCCACCACUUGGACAGGCAGACGAUGAUGAUGAUGCUGCAACAGCACGAUUGAGGGACUCAAUACAGUCGGAUGAGGAUGCAGCAGUAUUGCCACAGGAUGAGGAUGAGGAUGAGGAUGAUGAUGAGGAUGAGAGCACCGCCUGUGAGGAGUACACAGAUGAUGAUAUUGACGAGGCCUUGGCACAGGACGAUGAGGAGAAGGAUGAGCAGCACUCCUACCCCGACCUACCCACUGAUAAGGAGCUGCAGCAGCUUUAUGUCAAUGAGCCCAUUACGCCCACGGAUCAGCAGUUCGACGAGAGUCACUAUCUGCCCAUGACGCCCAAGAAGGUCGAACUGGGUCAGCCGGGCACCCUCAGCCUGGUGGCCACGCACGACAGCUACAUGGAGGUGGAGGAGGAGAAUCACUAUGUGGAAAUGACCAAGGGCAUGCAGGACGAGGAUGGCAGAAACAACUACGAGAUCAUGUGCAUUGCCAGCUCCAGUUCGAGUAAAAUAAUCAAAGCGGAGCCUGUGUACAUGGAGCUGGCGGGGGUCAAGGCAGCAGCUGCCGCCGCUGCCGAGGAGGCGCACUGCUCCUCUGGACGUUCUACUCUCAAAAAGGGCAAGAAGUGUGGCUCGGAGACGUUGAAGAAAAAGUCCAAGAAGCGGCAGGGCAAGGACAUGCCGGACAUACUCAAGCCAGCCAAGAGUGCGCUGGCUUUGGGCAGCGACAGCUCGGAUGCGGAUGAUGAGAGCAGCCGGCAGCAGCUGGAGGCCAAGAAGCUGCGCUCCCGCUCACGUUUCAGCCUGUCGGAUACGUUCAGGCCCGCGUCCUAUUACCUGGGCGCCUCCACGCCGCUGAACAACUAUGCGGAGAGCUCGGAUAGUGAGAUACUGCCUCCACCGCCCAUUCCAGACUCCCCGCCGCCCAUGGAGGAGCUCAAGACGGAGGAGAUAUUCUCCUCGGAGCACUACGACACGGUGAAGCGGCGGGACAGCAAGGUGAAUCUGUCCUACGAGCAGCUGCCCAAGCUGCCCAAGCUGCAUGCCAGCAACACGUCCCUCAAUCUGUCCAAGGUGGAUCCCAGCACGACCCUCAAGUGCAGUCGCCUCUCGCUGCCCGAUCACUUUGCCAAGGCGAGGGCCCAACACCUGGCCACCAAAGGCACUGGCACGCCCACAGUGCUGCUGAAGCAACAUCAUGCACGGACGCUGUCCGACUCGAACUAUAGCUGCCAGACGGACAACAGUUCGUCGAGGACCUCCUCGGACCUGGAGCUGUACCGCAAGCGCGGGCAGCAGGCACGCUGUCCCAGCAACAACUCCCUGCCGCUGCGGUACGUGGGAGACAGCAGCGAGAAUGAGUCCUCCGUGGAGUUUAGGCAGAGGUCGGACUCUGAGCUGGAUCGACAGCGUUCCCGGCGGCCACUGUCCCAGGAGUCCAUCAGCGAAAUUGAAUCGCUGAGCGAACAGUUCGAGGAGACGCUCAGCAGCCACGAGCUGGACACGUACUUGAGUCACCUGCAGGGCAGGGAUCUGCUGCCUUAUCAGCACACGAGUCAUGCCACGCCCACUAGCCACAGCCAUGCCACGCCCACCAGCCAGCUGCUGAACGAUGCAAAUGCUGCGGCUGGUGCGGAUAUUCCAACGAAUCUCAUCAAGCCACCAAAGACAUUCCGCAAUGCGGACGAUGGCGACGGGGAGCAGCAUUUCUAUGGCAACAUUCACUUCCUCUCCUCCACGGACUCCAUACAGCAGCUGGGCGAGGGUGGGGCAGCUGUGGCAGCAGCAGCGGCAGCAGCAGCGGCAGCGGCAGCUUACCUCACACCUCUGCACAGCCGGAACAACAGCAACAUCUCGACACAGUCCGCGCCCUACUACUACUCGGAGCUGCCGGCCACGUUGCCGCUGAACAAUCAGCGGGAGGUACACGCCCAUGGGCAGAACAUUGCGCACAUACACAACCCCAUCGAUCGGCAUCAGUUCAAUGUGGAUGCACUGGUGGACAAGGAUCAGGCCAUCGAUAGCAAGAAUCUGUACUGCGUGAAGGCGAACAACGAGAAGCUCAGCUACAGCAGCAAUAAGAACAUGAAGGCGGGACAGGCGCAGCUGAAACUCAACAACAGGCAGCUGCUGGGGUCAGAGGAGCAGCAGCCAGAGAGCGGCAGCCCGAGUGGCAGUCAGAGCCAUCAACUAAACCCUGAACAUUCAUUUAUCACCACAACUACUAAAAACACAAAUCUCGCGCGUAAAACGAUUGGUGGUAGCCUCUUGGCUGAUGGCGCUAACAUUCCUGGUGUGGGAGCAGCAGCAGCAGCAGCUGGAGCUGGAGCUGGAAGUCCGAGAACUCCCUGCAAUAAUGGCAAUCAACUCUCAGUUCUAGGUGGCGAACUGCUCUGGGAGGAGGACACACUCUGGCGUGAGAGUCUGCGACGCGUCUCGCAGCGUCAUGCGCGCUCCUUGGAUGAUCUCGACAGGAUCACAGCCGCCGGUCCCAAGUCCAAGCUGAGUCGCGAGGUGACUUAUGUGAACGACAGCCAGAAGCCACAGCAGAGGACACAACACUCCGCCAGCGAUGAGCAUGAUGUCUAUGUGCAGCUGUCGCAGUCCACCCAGCAGCACAACGAUUCCGAUGUGUACGAGGUGCUGCGCGAGGACACUGCCUCCAAUUUGUCGCACAAAUCGAAUGAGCUGGAUCGCGAAACCAUACGACAGUGGGAUGCAAUGUCCAGUGGGCUAAUGAAAACAAGCCACAGUGUGGAGAGUGCAGCAACAGCAACAGCCACACCCAAAGCCCAACUGCCGCUGACCAGCAGCGUGCGCUCCAUCAUACAGCAGCUGAAUGGCAGUGGCAGUGGCAGCGCCCCAGACGAUGCCAAUGCAAAUCCCAUUGCUGUAGCCUCGAUUUCGGUGCGCAAUGUGAACAAUUUGCCCGUGGGUAAUCUGACGGUGAAGCCGGAGCCCAGCGAUGGCCAGCAGGAGUCCGCCUUUGCGCCGUACUAUGGCGAAACGAAGUACGCAAAGGCCACAGUGUUAACGGAUCGAGGACUCUACGCUGGAGCCACCGCCACGCCGCAGCAGCAUCCACAGCAGCAGCCAUUCCGGCUGCGACGUGCUGGCAGUCGAGCGGAAAUCGAUAUGCUGGAGCGUGAGACGAGCAGCCAGAUUAGGAAUCGCCUGCGUGGUGCUGAAGGUUUGACGCGUGCCGAGAGCAUUCAGCGCUUGGAUUACUUGAAGCAGCAUCUGCUGGACCUGGAGCGGCAGUACGAGAAGAGCAAGCCGCUGGUCAAUCUGGUGGACAAUAUGGUCAAGCUGGGCUCGCUCUACCGCAACGAUGCCAAUGGGCGCGCCCAACCAGCCACGCUGGAUCGCCUGGAGUUCAAUCAGCGCAUGCAGGAGCGACAAAUGCUGCAGGAGGAGCAGAAGCAAUGGGAACGACUCAGUCCCAAUCAAGCAGAGCUGCAGGCCAAAGUCCGCGAGCUCUACCAACUCGAUCAGCUGCUGCAGGAGGAGUCUGGCAUUUUGCAGAGCUUGCAGCGUGACAAGGAGGACCUGGAGCGUGCUCUGGGUGGUCUGCGUGCACGCAUACACGACAGCAAUGCCACGCCCAUGGCGCUGGAGGCGGCCAAGAAGCAGCAGCACAUCCUCGAGCGUGAACUGUCGCGUGUCCAUCAGCUGCUGGCCGAGAACUCAAAGAAACUGGAGCAAACGGUGGCUGGCAAUGCGCGCCUCGAGCAGGAGCUGCUGCUGCUGCGCCAGAAGGUGCAGGCCACGCGUGCCAGCAGCAGCAACGGGCUGGCCAAUGGCUUGGAUUCCCAUGCGAAUGGCGGCGAUCAGACCGCGGUGGUGCUGCAGUCCGAGCUGGAGCGUGUGCAGUCGCUGGUGGGUGACAUGCAGCGGCAGCGACACGAACUCAGCUCCGCUGUGCGCCAGCUGACGGAGAACUCGACGCGGCUGUACCAGGAAAUUGGCAACAAGGAAAUGAACAGCAGCAGCAGCGGUGGCGGCGGCGGCGGUUCCACCAAUGGCAGCCUCAAGAAGCGCAGCAAUUCGACCAGCUGGACAGAGACCGAUCUGGAUGCCAACAUGCAGUGGAAUGGCAGUCGCCAGAAUCUCAAUGAUUCCACCUUGAAUCUCUCCACGCCGCUCUAUGUGGACACCAACACCAACAGCGCGGCCAAGCUGAGCGACUACAAUCGCUACAAUGGCAGCAGCGAUGCCCUGGAAAUGAGCGGCGUGGACAGCGAUGGCUUUCUGGACAGCAAUCCGUUUGCCAAUCUGAGCAAUCUCGAGAAACAGGAGAUCAAAACGGUGCGCAUUGUGAAGCGGGAAUCGGAGCGCAGGCAUCGCGAUCGCAGCGAACGUGGCCUGAGCAGCUCCACACAGAAUCUGGAUCAAGUGCUGGAGGAGGAGCAAUACGCGCAGCAGCAGCAGCAGCACCACCAGCAGCAGCUGUAUGGCCAUGGCCUGGAGGAGCAGCUGACCAACGGACAUCACAGUCGCUCCAAGUCGCUGCCAAGGAACUACAGCGAGCCACCAAAGCCGCGCAACAGUCGCCACAUGAAUGGGGGAGGAGCAGUGAAGCAGAAUGGACACCACUACAAUGGCAGCUACGAUUACGACAGGAACAGCAACUACGAGCAUCAGCCGCCGCCACCACCAGCACCGUCAGCAGUGCCAGUGCCACAGAGCAAUGGACAUCAUCAUCAGCAUCAGCAUCAGAGGGAGCAGCAUCAGCGGGAUCAGCGGGAACACCUGAAUCCCCUGGCCAAUGCUUACUUCGCCAAGCAGCUGCAGCAGCAGGCAAAUCCCUCAAGGGACAGCGCCCGUGUGGCGCUACGCACCAAAACCGACUCCUUGCAGAGCCUCAACAAGAGCCUCACUGAACUCAGUCCGGAGCCAGUGUUCCAGAGCGUGGCUGCGCGGCAGAUCAUCAAUGAAAUGUCCGCUGGUUCGGCAUCGGAGGAUACCGAAAAGACUGUGGAGAAGGUGCCGCCGCCACACAAGCAUCGACGGGCAGUGCCACGCGAGAAGCGACGCCACUACACGGCGCCCAACAAUGUCAACCAGAAGGCCAUGGAGAAGGUGCAGGCAGAGAAUGAUAUGAAUCGGAAUAACACAAACUGGCGUGCACGCGAUGAUCUGGACAUGGAGGUGGCCUUGAGGCCGCGCAUGAAUGCGCCCGAUGUGGUGCGUUCGGCACUGGGACAGGGCGAGAAGAUAUCUGAGAACACCAUUGAUAACUUGCUGCUGGCACCCAACAAAAUAGUCAUACCCGAGCGUUACAUACCAGAAACAACGCCCGAGCUUUCGCCCGAGGAGAAGAAGCGUCGCCAGGAGAAGGUCGAGUCCAUUAAGAAAAUGCUGUCCGAGGCGCCACUCAGCAGCAAUGAAAACGAGAGCCUGCCGCCUAGCAAAAUCACAGCGGAAAAGAAGCAGCGCGAGCAUCUGCUGCAGCUGAAUCAGAUCUUGGCGCAGCAAGUGAUGCAAGUCAGCAAGAUUGUGGCCGGCAAUCCCACUAGUCACAACUAAUUAACCAGUAGCCCAGUCAGUCAGUCGUGUUGUUUAUGUUCACAUUUUUGUGUUUUUAAAAUUGCAUUUAUUCAAGCAUUUAUUUUGUUCGAGACGCUACACACCACGUACCACAUGUUGUUCACCCGGUUCGCGUUAUCAAAACACUCAAACAGCAAACACACCCAGUACAUACUUACAUACAUAUAUAAAUAUGCAUACAAAGAACGGUACACUUAAGUAACAGCAACAGCAACAACAAGAACACAACACAGCCACAGCCACAAACGGUUGAGAUUUACAGCAUGCAAAACUCUCACUCCAAAAGUAAACGCUCUCUCUGUCACUCUUCAAAACAAAACAAAACGCAAAAAUUCACAACAACAAAACAACAAAAAUACUAAAAAAAUACAACAACAAGAACAACCGACAACAAAGCAAUAGCAACAAGAACAAGUACAACAACAACAACAACAACAAAAAGAACAACUACAACAAGCACAAAGAACAACAGUUAAAAGAAAAAAACGAAUUGAAUGCGUAAGUCAAGAGAAAGCCAUGUCAAAGGCGGCCAGCCGAACGAGUCAGGGCAGCGAUGAGGAGCGAGGAUCGGAUUCACCGACCGAUUCACUGCCGCUGUACCAGCAACGGGAUAACUUCUACAGCUAAACGACUAC
Drosophila guanche is the source of this 10632-nucleotide messenger RNA. RefSeq lists its product as uncharacterized. The transcript has 15 exons. The record is from RefSeq and is a predicted model, not a curated record. Lineage: Eukaryota; Metazoa; Arthropoda; Insecta; Diptera; Drosophilidae. The coding region runs from base 281 to 9976 and encodes 3231 amino acids.